Acomys russatus (golden spiny mouse) is the source of this 834-nucleotide messenger RNA. RefSeq names its product potassium voltage-gated channel subfamily D member 2-like. The transcript is spliced from 5 exons. Lineage: Eukaryota; Metazoa; Chordata; Mammalia; Rodentia; Muridae. Gene Ontology annotation, cellular component: voltage-gated potassium channel complex. Gene Ontology annotation, biological process: potassium ion transmembrane transport. The record is from RefSeq and is a predicted model, not a curated record. Gene Ontology annotation, molecular function: A-type (transient outward) potassium channel activity; voltage-gated monoatomic ion channel activity involved in regulation of postsynaptic membrane potential. The coding region runs from base 7 to 774 and encodes 255 amino acids.
GGCGACAUGGUACCAAAGACCAUAGCAGGGAAGAUUUUUGGAUCCAUUUGUUCACUGAGCGGAGUCUUGGUCAUUGCGCUGCCUGUGCCUGUGAUUGUGUCGAACUUCAGUCGGAUCUACCACCAGAACCAACGAGCAGACAAACGAAGGGCGCAGAAGAAAGCAAGGCUGGCCAGGAUCCGGGCAGCCAAAAGUGGAAGUGCAAACGCCUACAUGCAGAGCAAGCGGAACGGGCUACUCAGCAACCAGCUGCAGUCCUCAGAGGAUGAGCCGGCCUUUGUCAGCAAAUCUGGAUCCAGCUUCGAGACACAACACCACCAUCUGCUUCACUGCCUGGAGAAGACCACGAACCAUGAGUUUGUGGAUGAGCAAGUCUUUGAAGAAAGCUGCACGGAAGUGGCCACGGUUAAUCGCCCUUCAAGUCACAGCCCUUCCAUCUCUUCACAACAAGGAGUCACGAGCACUUGCUGCUCACGGAGACACAAAAAAACUUUCCGCAUCCCUAACGCCAAUGUGUCGGGGAGUCAUAGAGGCAGUGUGCAAGAACUCAGUACAAUUCAGAUCAGAUGUGUGGAGAGAAAUCCACUGUCCAACAGCCGCUCCAGCUUAAAUGCCAAAAUGGAGGAGUGUGUUAAACUAAACUGUGAACAACCGUACGUGACCACAGCAAUAAUAAGCAUCCCAACCCCUCCUGUGACCACACCAGAGGGCGACGACAGGCCUGAGUCUCCUGAGUAUUCAGGAGGAAAUGUCGUUAGGGUGUCUGCUUUGUAAGACAAUUGCCACGAGCCUAAGAGAAUUUGAGUCCUGACCAUGAAAAGAAGUUGAAGAAAG